Messenger RNA from Musca domestica (house fly), 2278 nucleotides. RefSeq names its product solute carrier family 2, facilitated glucose transporter member 1 (gene sut1). The transcript has 8 exons. Bases 415 to 1980 code for a protein of 521 amino acids. Gene Ontology annotation, molecular function: hexose transmembrane transporter activity. Gene Ontology annotation, biological process: monosaccharide transmembrane transport. The record is from RefSeq and is a predicted model, not a curated record. Gene Ontology annotation, cellular component: membrane. NCBI's taxonomy places the organism in Eukaryota, Metazoa, Arthropoda, Insecta, Diptera, Muscidae.
GUUUUCCUCUCAAAUCUAUAAAAAGAAUCAUAAAUAUGAUAAAUAUAUAAAGAAAUACAAAUUUUGCAUAAACUAUGUACAUAAUUAUGACAAAGUGUAAAACAAAAUAUUUUAUUAAGUGAAAAAACACCUUUACUCAGUGAAGAGAAAAACGGCCGAGGGCAGAAAACAGCUGUUCGUUGGUCCGUGUGUCUCGUUUUGUCUUCCAGAAAAAAAAAAAAUAAAUACACGUGAAAUAUUUUCUCCUUGUGUUUUUGCGUUCCUUCGUUUGGUACAUACAUACAUAUACUUGCUUGCCUUACAACACAACAAAGUAAAAACGCCGAAAAGCACACAUACAUCCACGCAACAGAUUUCUAUAUUCUGUUUAUAAAACACAAGAAAAAGAAUAUAAAAACAAAAACCCCAACAACUAUGGAUCACAAUAGCCACCACAACGAAGAGUCUCAUCAAUUGUAUCCGAAAGGAGAAAAAAUUGAAAUAACUGUCCGAAAUGACCAUCGAAGCAACCGGGACAUUCCUUCGACGAGUAAAGUUACAAAUUUGGAGAAACCACGUUGGGGUAAACUCUUAACAUUGGUUGGUUAUGCGGCAACAUUCGGCUCAGCGGUGCCCGUCGGUUAUUGUAUUGGUGUUAUCAAUAGUCCUGCAAGUUAUGUUAAAGCUUGGUGUGCUCAAAGUCUUUUGGAACGUUAUGAUGCCAAUAUCACACCAUCUGGUUUAGAUUUAUUGUGGGCCUCCAUUGUUUCGAUAUUUUUAGUUGGCGGUGCUGUGGGUUCCUUGGGCGGUGCAUGGGCUGCCAAUAAAUUUGGAAGAAAGGGAUGCUUUCUUAUCAGCGGUUUUCUAUUUGCCAUUGGCGCCAUCAUGUUCUUCUUUUGUCGCAUGGCAAACUCGGUGGAAAUGCUGAUAUUGGGUCGCCUACUGGUUGGUUUGGCUUCCGGCUUGACAACAGCCGCCUUACCAAUGUACCUAACGGAAAUUGCUCCCUUGGCCUGGGUUGGUACUUUGGGUGUCUUUUGUGCUGUGGGUGUAACUGGUGGCGUGGUAGUGGGUCAAGUCUUUAGUUUGCGUGAUGUUUUUGGCACUGCCGAGCUGUGGCAUUAUGCAAUGAGUUUUUAUAUUGUCAUCAUAUGCAUAUGCUAUUUGCCGUCGUAUAUGUUCCCGGAAAGCCCUAAAUAUUUGUAUAUAGUCAAAGGUGACCGUGAGGGUGCACGACGUGAAUUGACCCGUUUGAGGGGUGCAGAUGCUGUUGAUAUGAUUAAUCAUGAAAUUGAAGAAAUGGAAAUUGAGGCCAACGCCAAGGUACAGACAAGAAGUUUUGGUUCUGUUUUAAAGGAUCCUGCCCUACUGUUGCCUUUGAUUAUUGUCUGCUGUUUCCAGGGUGGUCAACAGUUGUCGGGUAUUAAUGCGAUAUUUUAUUAUUCUGUAUCAAUAUUUGAAAAAGCUGGUCUUUCUACAACUGAUGCAGAAUGGGCUAAUUUGGGUGCUGGUUGCCUUAAUUUAGCCACCUCAUUCUUGGGACCCGUGCUAAUGGCCCGUGUUAAUCGCCGUCCACUAAUGAUGUUCUCUAGUUCGAUUUGUGCCGCUUUCCUAUUCGCCAUUGCCUUUGUUCUUUAUUACAUUGAAGCGGCAAGUUGGUUCCCCAUAGUUUGUAUUGUCUGCAUUAUGGGCUAUAUAUUCUUCUAUCAAUUUGGCUUGGGCCCGAUACCAUAUUUUAUUGGCACUGAACUUUUCGAAGUGGCGCCUCGUUCUGUUGCCAUGUCCAUGGGUAGCUUAUCGUCUUGGGCCUGUAACUUUAUCAUUGGCAUGGCUUUCCCUUCGCUGCAAAAUGCCUGGGGUGCAUUUGUGUUCUUGCCAUUCUCCGUAACCUGUGCACUGCUGUUUGUGCUAACGAAAUUCUAUGUGCCCGAAACCCGUGGCAGAGAUCCGUCCGAAGUUGCACCGUUGGUGUCGAAAGGUUUUAAGUCGAAAGUUAAAUAAAUUUUAAGCUAUAGAUAGAUUUUAAUUUACUUUAAAAUAUUUGUGGAUAGGAGACAAUACCGGGUUUUUUAAAUUUAAACUUUAAAGUACACAACACAUGCUAAGCUAAAUUUAAUACAAAUUAGUUCAAAUUAUCAAUAUCACUAUAAUUCAACUGUCGUGUUCAUUGACAAAUGUGUGUAAACAUCUCAAGGAAUAGAUUAUAAAUAAAAGAAAAAAAAAAACAACAUUUGGCAAAAAUAAAAUUUUGUAAAAAAAAAACAAAACGCAUAAUGUGCAUUAUAUCUAGGCUUAAUAA